Molecule: messenger RNA, 423 nt
Organism: Cylas formicarius (sweet potato weevil)
Lineage: Eukaryota; Metazoa; Arthropoda; Insecta; Coleoptera; Brentidae
Exons: 1
Coding region: 1-423 (140 amino acids)
Source: RefSeq, a predicted model, not a curated record
AUGAUCGUUUUGGAGAUGGGCGAUGACGUGAUAGUCGGCCGCAUCGUUUCCGGUCAAUUUCAGGGCCGUAAAUGUGUCAUUAUCAGAAAACAAUUCGUUUUAGAGGAAAAAGAAACGCCAUUGCUACCGGGCGGCGGCACAUUUUAUAGAAAACAAUUUCCGAUUAAGUUGACGGACGCAAUUACUAUCAACAAAGCGCAAGGACAGACUCUUUCGCGAGUCGGUUUGUGUCUCAACGUCCCGUGUUUUGCUCACGGUCAAUUGUACGUCGCUUUGUCCAGAGUGCGUACUUGGCAGGAUAUUCGCAUUUUUGUAAAGGAAAGUCGUAGACAGGGUCGUUUCUUUAAAGACGGUCGCAAAAAUAAUCCAGUUUUCACGCAGAAUAUCGUUUAUAGGGCGUUUUUAGAUAAAAUCUUCAAUUGA